CCUAUCAAGCUCUGCACAUAUCAAACCAAUCCAACCUCACACAUUACUACUACUACUUCCAAAUCAACAAUGUCAUAUCCACUUAAAACAAUCUUUUAUUUCACCUUCAUUGUGUUUCUAGUUGCGUAUCCAGCUUUCGCUCAUGACUUCUCAAUCGUUGGUUACUCCCCCGAUGACUUGGGUUCAGAAGAGAGACUCCACAAUCUAUUUGUAACAUGGAUGUCAAAGCACCUGAAAAAUUAUGAUAGCCUCGAAGAGAAGCUGCUUAGGUUCGAGGCAUUCAAAGAUAACUUGAAACAUAUUGAUGAGAGUAAUAAGCGUAUUAGCAGCUAUUGGCUUGGCUUGAAUGAGUUUGCAGAUUUGACCCAUCAAGAGUUCAAGAAUAAGUACUUAGGCUUGAAAAUUGCACAAGAAAAACAGGUGGAUUCUUCAGAAGACUUCACUUACAGAGAUGUAAAGAGUAUACCAAAGUCUGUAGAUUGGAGAACGAAAGGAGCUGUUACACCAGUCAAGAACCAGGGUGCAUGUGGAAGUUGUUGGGCAUUUUCAACUGUUGCUGCAGUCGAGGGCAUAAAUCAGAUUGUCACAGGAAACCUAACCUCACUGUCUGAGCAACAACUGAUAGACUGUGAUAUUAGCAAUAAUGGCUGCAAUGGUGGGCUAAUGGAUAACGCGUUUAAGUUUAUAGUCUCUAAUGGUGGACUUCACAAGGAGGAGGACUAUCCUUAUCUUAUGGAGGAAGGAACUUGUGAAACAAAAAAGGAAAAGAUGGAAGUAGUGACCAUUAAUGGUCACAGAGAUGUUCCAAGGAAUGAUGAAGCAAGUCUAUUGAAGGCACUCGCUCACCAACCUAUUAGUGUCGGAAUUGGUGCUUCUGGGAGAGACUUCCAAUUUUACAGCGGGGGAGUUUUUGACGGGCCUUGUGAAACGAUGUUAGACCACGGAGUAACAGCUGUAGGGUACGGUUCAACAAAGGGAUCAGAUUACAUCAUUGUGAAGAACUCAUGGGGACCAAAAUGGGGAGAACAAGGAUACAUAAGAAUGAAGAGAAAUACUGGACACCGCGAGGGACUGUGUGGUAUUAACAAAAUGGCAUCUUAUCCAACCAAGAAGAAAUGAUAAUUUUGUCAGAUGUUUCUUUCCUCAAUCACCCUUCUUCCUGCCUUUGCAGCAAUCCAAGCAACAAACAAUAAUAAGUGUAAAUGUUUAUACAAAGUUUAUCAUUGGAAUAUGAUAGACAUCAUUCUGUGUAUUUCUCAUUAGAAAUAUGGAAAUUCAAUAACAUUUUAUUCAGAAA
Molecule: messenger RNA, 1297 nt
Organism: Chenopodium quinoa (quinoa)
Lineage: Eukaryota; Viridiplantae; Streptophyta; Magnoliopsida; Caryophyllales; Amaranthaceae
Product: cysteine protease XCP2-like
Exons: 4
Coding region: 70-1119 (349 amino acids)
Cellular component (GO): lysosome
Molecular function (GO): cysteine-type endopeptidase activity
Source: RefSeq, a predicted model, not a curated record